This is a messenger RNA of Aspergillus puulaauensis, 525 nucleotides long. RefSeq lists its product as uncharacterized. The coding region runs from base 1 to 525 and encodes 174 amino acids. The transcript has a single exon. The record is from RefSeq and is a predicted model, not a curated record. NCBI's taxonomy places the organism in Eukaryota, Fungi, Ascomycota, Eurotiomycetes, Eurotiales, Aspergillaceae.
AUGAACAUGGAUGACCAAUACUCUCAACCUCCAACGUAUACCACAUAUCUGGCCUCUGACCCCCCGCCACCUUAUAUCCCACCUUAUGUCCAGGCUACCGAGCCAGUUCGUGAUUUCAAACAGCUUCUAGUUAGCCAAAUGGAUGGGUGGCUCGAGGAGCUGAAUGAUAUAGACUGGACCGUCAAGAAUGCGCAACCGGUGCCUGAAUAUCUGCCAAGAUAUCCUGGUACUGAUGGUACAGACCAGGACCAGGAUAGUGACCUUGACUCAGAUCAGACGCUGGAUCAUGAGACUGAGUCUGAUGCUGGUGAAAACGAGGAUGAGAAUAAUGAUACCAGCCCAACCCACUCCGAUAGCAUGUCAGUUUCAUCCGAAGACCUCAGUGACGACGAAGAUGGUUGUUAUGAGGAACUGUCUGCUGUCGUGAACGGUGGUUGGGCGCGGCUGAGACGGAUCCAGGACCAUAUGGCAUCAUUCAAGCACUCGCUAUCUGAAGACUCUGAGUUCUACAAUAUCGUGCUUUGA